Molecule: messenger RNA, 3088 nt
Organism: Cervus elaphus (red deer)
Lineage: Eukaryota; Metazoa; Chordata; Mammalia; Artiodactyla; Cervidae
Product: antigen WC1.1-like
Exons: 15
Coding region: 236-2947 (903 amino acids)
Cellular component (GO): membrane
Source: RefSeq, a predicted model, not a curated record
CAAGAUUCGGCAUCUAAUUGGUGUUUGAACUUCAGAAAGUUUCCUUUUAUAUAGCGUCUGAUGGCAGAGAAGAUGUUAAGAAGCAUUUCUAUUGGCUCGGAAGAUGGCAGUGUCAGGGGAUGGGACUAUAUGAACCCCUUCCUGGUGUGAGAGCCUCCAUUAAGGGCCCAGAGGACCCCUCAUGUAGUUUGGGGAAACUGAAGCUGUUACCCAAAGACAAGAGGAUCAGAGAACCAUGAACGGACACUGCUUUCUCCAGGGACUUGUCUGUCUGCUCUUUAGCAUCCUAUCGCGUGCUCAAGGCAGCAAACAGCUCCGCCUGGUGGACGGGGAUGGUCCUUGCGCCGGGAGAGUGGAGAUCCUUGACCAGGGCUCCUGGGGCACCAUCUGUGAUUACCGCUGGGACCUGAACGAUGCCCGCGUGGUGUGCAGACAGCUGGGCUGUGAAGAAGCCCUUGAUGCCACUGUCUCUUCCUCCUUUGGGGCAGGAUCUGGGCCCAUUUGGCUGGACAACGUGAGGUGCACAGGAAAGGAGUCCCACGUGUGGAACUGCCCUUCCCGGGGCUGGGGGAAGCACUACUGCGAUCAUAGCCAGGAUGCAGGAGUCAUCUGCUCAGGAUUUGUGCGUCUGGCUGGAGGGGAUGGACCCUGCUCAGGGCGAGUAGAAGUGCAUUCUGGAAAAGCCUGGACCCCAGUAUCUGAUGGGAACUUCACACUCCCCACUGCCCAGGUCAUUUGUGCAGAGCUGGGAUGUGGCAAGGCUGUGUCUAUCCUGGGACAUGUGCCCUUCAGAGAGUCAGAAGGCCGGGUCUGGGCUGAAGAGUUCAGGUGUGAGGGGGAGGAGCCCAAGCUCCGGGUCUGCCCCAGAGUGCCCUGUCCAGGGGGCAGGUGUCACCACAGUGGAGCUGCUCAGGUUGUCUGUUCAGUGUACACAGACAUCCAGCUCAUGAAAAAUGGCACCUCUCAGUGUGAGGGGCGGGUGGAGAUGAACAUUUCUGGACGAUGGAGAGCGCUCUGUGCCUCCCACUGGAGUCUGGCCAAUGCCAAUGUUGUCUGUCGGCAGCUCGGCUGUGGCGUCGCCAUCUCCACCCCAAACGGAGCAGAAGGAAGGGAUCAACUGUGGAAAGCCCGAUUUCACUGCUCAGGGACUGAGUCCUUCCUGUGGCAAUGCCCUGUGACUGCCCUGGGUGGUCCUGACUGUUCCCAUGGCAACACUGCCUCUGUGAUCUGCUCAGGAAACCAGACCCAGGUGCUGCCCCAGUGCAAUGACUCUGUGUCUGAACCAGCAGGGUCUGCAGCCUCAGAGGAGAGCGCCCCCUACUGCUCAGACAGCAGACAGCUCCGCCUGGUGGACGGGGGCGGUCCCUGCGCCGGGAGAGUGGAGAUCUUUGACCAGGGCUCCUGGGGCACCGUCUGUGAUGACGGCUGGGACCUGAACGAUGCCCGCGUGGUGUGCAGGCAGCUGGGCUGUGGAGAAGCCCUCAGUGCCACGGGGUCUGCUCACUUCGGGGCAGGAUCAGGGCCCAUCUGGCUGGACGACCUGAACUGCGCUGGAAAUGAGUCCCAUGUGUGGAGGUGCCCUUCCCGGGGCUGGGGACGGCAUGACUGCAGACACAAGGAGGACGCGGGGGUCAUCUGCUCAGAGUUCCUGGCCCUCAGGACGGUCAGCGAGGACCAGCAGUGUGCUGGGUGGCUGGAAGUUUUCUACAACGGGACCUGGGGCAGUGUCUGCCGCAGCCCCAUGGAUGAGGUCACCGUGUCCAUCAUCUGCAGACAGCUUGGCUGUGGGGACAGUGGAAGUCUCAACACGUCUGUUGGUCUCAGAGAAGGUUCUAGACCCCAGUGGGUAGAUUUAAUCCAAUGUCGGAAAACUGAUACCUCUCUCUGGCAGUGUCCUUCUGACCCAUGGAAAUACAGUUCAUGCUCUCCAAAGGAGGAAGCCUACAUCUCAUGUGCAGGAAGAAGACCCAAGAGCUGUCCAGCUGCUGCCCCCUGCACAGACAGAGAGAAGCUCCGGCUCAGGGGAGGAGACAGCGAGUGCUCAGGGCGGGUGGAGGUCUGGCACAGCGGCUCCUGGGGCACCGUGUGCGAUGAUUCCUGGAGCCUGGCAGAGGCCGAGGUGGUGUGUCAGCAGCUGGGCUGUGGCCCGGCCCUGGAAGCCGUGCGGGCCGCGGCGUUUGGCCCUGGAAACGGGAGCAUCUGGCUGGACGAGGUGCGGUGCGGGGGCCGGGAGUCCUCCCUGUGGGACUGUGCUGCGGAGCCCUGGGGGCAGAGUGACUGCAAGCACGAGGAGGAUGCUGGUGUGAGGUGUUCUGGUGCAAGGUCAACAUUGCCCCUGACUACAGCAGGGACCAGACCAGCCUCAAAUCCUCUCCCUGGCAUCUUCUCCCUGCCUGGAGUCCUCUGCCUCAUCCUGGGGUCCCUUCUCUUCCUGGUCCUCAUCAUCCUGGUGGCUCAGGUGCUCAGAUGGAGAGCAGAGCACAGAGCCUUAUCCAGCUAUGAAGAUGCUCUUGCUGAAGCUGUGUAUGAGGAGCUCGAUGACUUUGUGACUCGGAAGGAGGGUCUUCUUGGUAGCCCAGGCUUCCUGUCAGAUGACUCAGUGGAUAAACUGCCAUAUUAUACCAGGGACGGUGAGGAGUACAGUGACUACAGAUUUGCACCAGAUCAGAGGACUGAUGUCCCUGCUGAAAAUUACGAUGAUGCUGAAGAGGUACCAGUGCCUGGGGCUCCUCCUGCCUCUCAGGGGAGAGAGGAGAAACUGCCCCCAGAGAAGGGGGAUUGGGUGAGGUCUUCUCAGAAAGCCUCUUCUCUGAACUUCUCCAGAGAGGUGACUGAUCCUGGGGAAGGAGGAGAGAGUCCCUGGCUGCUCCAGGGGAAGAAAGGGGACCCUGGGUAUGAUGACGUUGAACUCAGUGUCCUGGGAACAUCCCCAGUGACAUUCCCAUGAUCUUGUAUUAAUACGAGAUGAAGCCUCAUAUAUUCUAAUUGUCUGUAUUUCAGUAGAGUAGUGCUGACCUGUAACUGUUUUAUAUGGAAAUUGCUCAAAAUGAAAUAUUCUGAAUAAAGCAACUUUUUGCUGUGUUGGUAA